UAUCGCUGCCAGCCCAGGCGUGCUUAUCUACCUUACGCCGCUUCCCUGCACGGAUCACACUUAAGGCGCAGCCUUGUCCUCUUCCAACCACCGGUUGCAGCGACCUCGACGCCAGAGAUGGUCACCACUACCCAGUGCAAGUUCCUGGCCGCCCUUGCUUUGGUCCUGCUGUGCUGCGCCAUGGUCACCACCAACGCUGACUAUACCGUGGACGACAUCCGGCAGAUUGUGAACCGUCGCAAGGGCCUGGAGAUCAUUCGGGAAAUUGUCGACGAUCUCCAUCGCCAGCUCACCACCCUUCACAAGCGUUCGUGCCACAUUGAUGCCGGCUUGAACCGAGGCUGCGAUUACAAGGACAUCAUGGACGCCGUGGAGGAGAACAAGUUCUGGAAGUCCAGGGACUCGCCCGGCCGAAGGAGGCGAUCUAUUGAAGAUAAGGCGACCAAGGCGGCGACCUCCAGCCAGGCCACGCAGGACGCGGUCGUCAGGAGCGUCCAACAAGCAGCAAACUAGACGUUGGCCAGCCGCCUUAGCCCUUCCCGCGCCUCCAUACGUUUCCCGUUUUGCUCGCCAGGGUACCUUUUCCCAUUGCUAUAUACAUAUACGUACACACAAUACGGCCCCUGCUGCCCUGCCCUUCCAAGGAGCGCCGCCACUCACCUAUUCUCAUCCUGACUGCAACGACCACUCCACCUCACCCGCAACUCCAAGGUCCCCCCCCCCCCUCUUGUCAUCGACAGUAGCAGCAUAAUCUCUUUUGUUCCCGUUCACUUUUUGUACAGAACACUCCACCCUGCAGAUCUGCUCCACGUAACCGCAUGUUCGAUGUGCUCCGAGACCACCGCCGCAGUCGCCUCCUCGACCACGGUCCCAGCAAGGCCCCAUGGUCCCCUCGCGCGCUCAGAGGCCCGCUUCAACUCCCACGUGGGGGCUCUGUGUUCGAUACGUCCUCCGUCUAUGCGUGGCCACAACAUGUACUACUUAAUAUAGUUUACCUUGUAAACAAUAAAGUGUCUAUUUUCCCCCAUGGU
Molecule: messenger RNA, 1031 nt
Organism: Rhipicephalus microplus (southern cattle tick)
Lineage: Eukaryota; Metazoa; Arthropoda; Arachnida; Ixodida; Ixodidae
Source: RefSeq, a predicted model, not a curated record